Xylona heveae TC161 is the source of this 1051-nucleotide messenger RNA. RefSeq lists its product as hypothetical. The transcript has a single exon. The coding region runs from base 182 to 940 and encodes 252 amino acids. The record is from RefSeq and is a predicted model, not a curated record. Lineage: Eukaryota; Fungi; Ascomycota; Xylonomycetes; Xylonales; Xylonaceae.
GGAUGAGAGAAGACGUAAAAGUCGAGACAGGGUUGAUGCACGGCUGUGUAAGCAUUCUCGCUUUCACUCUUUCAGAUCUUCAGGGCUAAUAAAUCAUUAUCAUUUAGCAAUUGCCAAACAUAUUUGCCACCUUCCAAGCACUGUUCGUGAUGCUGAUUUUAUCUUCGACUACCAAGCAGCUAUGAAUCAUGCAUCAACUCCAGCAGACCUCUGUACUAGUUUCAAAUCUCUUGACCUUUUUUCUCUGCAAAUGCGAGAAUUUUCCUAUCGACUCGCGAGCUUUGAGCUGACUGCGGGACAAAUUUCUGCUGAGCUCUUCUGGCCGCAGAAUAGAGGGGAAGGGUGCUCGCAUAUUUCAUGGCCCGCGCUCAAGAGCUUCAAAUUGACAACUCAGGGAGACACUGCAGAUGGCCAAUGGAUGAUUGAACGCGACAUGAACCGGUCAAGAAGAAAGUCCUUUGCUGAGAGAGAUGAGUCGACAGACGAAGAGGGCGGGCCAGGACGUGUGUUUGGCUGGCAUGAUGCCCGAAGUUAUCGGCAAAAACCUCGACAGGAUUGGUUCGACAAUUUCAAUCUAGCAGUUGCACAUGCAGCGCAGUGUAUGCCUCUACUUGAGACCAUGGUGAUUCGGGUCGACCAAAAGUACUGCGAUGACUCCGAAAAGAGGUAUGGUGCACAUACAUUCACCUUUAAAAGUGGAGGAGCUGGUGAAGCAAAGACAGAUACUGGAAAUCCUCGUGUCGAAUGGGCUGGAGGAUCAAAGUAUGAGCCUGCUGAAGACAUCCAAAACCUUUGGCAAGCCAAAAUUGGAAGUGGGCUUGAGAUUGAUAUUGUGGCAUAUUUUCAUGGUCCAAGAAAAUUGAAACCCGGGGAUCUCAAUGGUUGGGUCAGGUUUAGAAAUGGCCAAAAGAUAGAAUAUGAUGAUAGCAUUGACACUUGAAAUUUAUGCUCAUUAAUAUAAUGAAUGAUGGGCCCAACGGUUUCCCAAUAGUAUAAUUGUUAAUGACAUACAUAAGGGGUUUUAUGCUUCAACAAGUUGUACAAGAAAAAU